AUGAAUGCCAAAAAGACAUUGGAAAAGGUAGGAAUCGCUCUGCGAAAGAUCGAGAAAUACAAUCAGGUACAAGCUUCAGGAACGCAGGAACAGGGACAAGCGGAGAACCUUCCAAGUGAUCCAGAGACGCUGAAACGGCUGAAGAUAACGAAACUGCGGUCAAGCAUCAAGGAAACAUCAAAGCAUCAACUUCUGUUAGAAAAGCAGCUCCAAGAAGAACUACAGAGUAAUCAAAUGCCUCAACAGCAGCCUUUAAAUCAGGAUCCUGUACUUUUCGACGAGGCGCAUCAAGAUCAAGGAAAACAAUCGACACCGCAAAACCAAUCAACGGGACCGCCUAGAGAUGAUCUACAAUUCCCACAAUCUCAUGCUCAGCAGCCUCAACAACAACAACAACAGCAGCAAGAACAACAAAACAGGGGUUUCUAUCAGGAGCAAAGCCUUCGCUUACUGCUGCACCAGAUGCAGAUACAGCAGCAACAGUUAGAACAACAGCUCAGACGACAGCAGAUGGAAAUGCAGUUACAGAAUCUACAAUCAAGAAUGACAGCACCUCCACAACGGGAAAAUGAUGCUCCGAAUUACACAUUUGGGGCAAUUUCCGGAUACUGGGGUCCGUAUAAUCAAAGAGACUCUGGAAUAGCUGAACAGCCAAGAAUUUCAGCAACGAAACGCCUUUCAGAAACGCCUGAUAGAUCCUAUACACCGAGAUUCAAUACUCAACAGACAAAUAGUUAUAGGUUUCUGCAGCCUGUUCAUAAAUGGCCAUUCGAGUAUUCAGGGGAAGGUAACAUCGUAAAACUAAGUGAAAUCCUAAAUCAAGUAAACACCUACGCUGUCGCCGAAGGUAUGGACGACCAAACAUUGCUCCGUUCAAUUAAAGGCCUACUGAAAGGAAGAGCACUUCAAUGGUACACCCGGUCGUACCUCAACCUCACAACAUGGGACAUCUUCAAAGCGGAAAUAAAACAAGAGUUCUUACCCCCGAAUUACUCGGAGAUUGUGAAGCAGGAUCUGUACUUGAGAUUCCAAGGUCCGAAUGAACCAUUCACAGCAUUCUACAGAGAUCUGGUAGCGACAUUCGAGAUUGUAGAACCAACGAUAUCGGAGUCAGAAAAGCUAUUUAUCUUGAAAUCACAUCUCAACACGGACUUUUCUCCAAUUGCUUCGGCGUCUCGAUCAGCUAGUAUCCGUGAUAUUGUUGCAGCAUGCAAAGAUUUCGAAGUUUCUCGUUCUUACGCACUGAGGGGACGCGCUCCAACAAUUUCACGGGCCUUAGGACCCCGACAUGACACUCCAGUACUUCAUCGGUCGACGAAUAGCAGAUUUGACAACAACGGGCGGCCUCCCCUCAGCCGUCAACCAUAUGGUUCAGCAGUAGUCAGCAUAAUGGAACAUAGUCAAGAUUUUGAAGAAGAAUUGGAUCCAGUGAACAUCCGAGAAAGAGAAGCACUUCAACAGGACAUUGCUUACCGGAACGAAAAUGCAUCGAAUAUAACAGAAGAGGUGAAUGCGAACAACUGGAGUGGAAGAUCAGCUCUCGAUACGGCACCGAACCAAUUAAGUGGGAAUUCCGUACGGGAGGCUCCGAUCAUAACAGUAUGCUGGCAAUGCGAAAAUCCUGGACACACAUAUUUAAGAUGCCCCAAUCCGAAACGCUUCUUGUUCUGCUACAGCUGUGGGAAAAAAGGAUGCACAACCAAAGGAACCAGGAGCCCCAGAGAUUGUCCAAAAAAUAAUCGUACUUUCCGACCAAAUGUCUCCCCUCCGAAUGGCAUUCUUGUAAGCGAGUAUUUCAAUCGAAUUAAUCUCGACAACGAGCGUUCCACUCAAGUAAGCUACACCACCAGGAUCUUCCAUUUGAUUCCCGCUCGGUCGUCGGUAUGGAUGGAACGCUCGUUUGUUGCCGCACCACCAGUAGAUGAAAAUGUCGUUUCCAAAUUCUCUUUCUCGGAACUGCCACCGCUCGGCAGCCCCAACCGCAAGCAAACCCGGAGGGGAUGCAACAGUGCCCCCGGAUGCAAUAAAUAUGUAUGUAAUGCACCAUGCGGUUGCACAGAUUUAUCCGGUAGCUCCCCAACGAGAACGACGAUGACUCUGCUGCGAAUUCCUGUGCAACUGGAGGAAAUCUAUUGUAGUCAUCAUUUCGAGCAGCCGGCAUUUGUAACACUCUUCCAAACGCCUCGAGAAGCGGCACUGUCGGAGAGGGAUUCACUUCACACCACCACACCACACAAUGUGAAUAUUUGCAUAAACAUCGGUUUCAGUUGCACCGACUACGAGAAGCAAGUGUUUACAACUUUGCAUAUGGAGUCCCACCGUUGUUGGCUGCUUUUGCAAUUGAUUGUAGGAUAG
Messenger RNA from Armigeres subalbatus, 2355 nucleotides. RefSeq lists its product as uncharacterized. Lineage: Eukaryota; Metazoa; Arthropoda; Insecta; Diptera; Culicidae. Gene Ontology annotation, molecular function: zinc ion binding; nucleic acid binding. The record is from RefSeq and is a predicted model, not a curated record.